This is a messenger RNA of Symbiodinium natans, 3363 nucleotides long. The record is from the annotation of a GenBank genome assembly. NCBI's taxonomy places the organism in Eukaryota, Dinophyceae, Suessiales, Symbiodiniaceae.
AUGGGUCGGGAAUACACUGUUUGCAAGGGCUGCGGAAAUUGGAUCUACACAGAUCUAAUCACGCAGGACCUCAAAUGCAAGAAGUGUGCAAAGACCUGGCCCACCAAGGGGAGGCGCCGGUUUCAGGGCCCCGUGGAGGACAAGUCGUCGGAUGAGGUGGCCCUUCUGGACUUAUUGCAGGCCCACAUUGGGGAUUUGCCAGCGGACGUCCAGACAGCGCUGCACAACAGGAACAAGGUUCCUGAUGUUCCGCCAGAAGAAGCCGCCAUAACAGCCACGAACGAGCUCAAAGGGGCAUCUACCAAGCUGCGGUCCUUAGGCCACCGCAAAAUUCGUCUCCAAGCCAAGAUUGACGAAUCGAAAGCCGCCCUCAAAGCGUUGUAUGUUGAAAUGCAAAACUUGAUGCAAGAGCUGAAAGCGGCUGAGGAAAAUAUGGAAACCCUUGCCAAGACCUUCCGGGACAAGGUACUUCAGGCGCCCGUUCAAGAAGAAGAUGAGGACUUUAAUCUGUCCGAGGUGCUUGGAAGCAUUGGCCUUUCCCUUGAUGAAGCCCAACUCCAAAAGGUGCGGGAUGCUCAGGCCCAGCACAAGCUCCAGCGAAGGCAGAAGGCUGCGGAGCAGCUGCUGGCCCAUGCCGGUUUCCCGCCUGGAUUGGGGGGGAGUCCUCCAGGUAUAGGGGGUCAGGCCAUUGCAGCCCAGUUGGAAGCCAUUGGGGUGACCCUGACCCCAGACCAAAAGAACAUGGUAAUCACUGGGCAGUGGCCCGGCCCCUCACAAACAAUCGACCUCAAGGCGGCGAUUGAGCAAGGAUGCCCCAACAUGGAAAUCGAAGACCUUGAGCUAAGACGAGAAGAACUUGAAGUGCAGCUUGAGCGCAAACGACGCAAGCUGGCUACCCAAAGCGCCUCCCCACCCACCUCUGUCAAAGAAGGGGGCAAGGAAAAAGGGGAGCGCAGAGGUUCGGAAGCCGAACAAGGUUUUGUCACUGUGUAUAAAAAGAAGUGGAAGGCGAAGGGCCAGCUUUCUUGGUCCAAAGACGUUGAGAAGGCUAGCACCCGUGUGCCCUCCGCGAGCCUUUCAGGCAAUCCCGAGUCUCAGGCUGUUUUGACCACACCAUCCAAGCCGGGGACGGAGGACGAUUUUGACCCUUUCCCCCUUUCUAGGGGGGUUUUUACAAACAAUAUCUCACCUGAGUGGAGGGAGUUCGGUCCUUCCCCGAUCAAUCUCUACAACCGGUUUUCAGCCCUGGCGGAAGACGAAAAUCCCAACGAUGAAUUCACCUCCCUCCUCCUCAAGGCCAAAGACCAGUCACUUGCUGCAUUUGAGGAGGAAUUGGUGGAACUGGUGGACAAAAUGCCGAUCCGCCAAGGGUCUCUUGAGGAAUGGGCGGCCAACCAUGCAUUGCAUCAACUGGCCACUCACAGAAACGAACCUAGUGUUUGUUUGGAGGCAAUUGCAGAUGCAAAAAGGCAGCCCAAAGACGAACCAGCAAAAUUUGAAAUCACAGUUGCCAAUGUCACAAGAUGGAGAGCUGAGAUCAAAACGUGGCUCCUAGAUAGGCGACCACAGGGGGUGUGUCUCCAGGAAACCCACCUCACAGCCAAAGAACAGCAACUUGCCAUCCAUCAGUUGGACCAGGCCGGGUACGCUGCCUGGACCCUACCGGCCCACCCAACUGAGGGGGGCAAAAACUCUGGAGGCGUCAUUAUUGCGGUUGAAAAACAUCGAAAUUUCCGAUUCCUGAGAUCCUUUGGUGUUGAAGGUAAAGGGUAUGUGGCUGUGGUAGGUAGAACCGGGAAGAGGGACAUUGUUUUUAUUUCCAUCUACCUUGAAACCAGUGUAGGCCUCACUGGAGGACACAACCCCACCAUUGUCGGUGAUCUUAUUGCCUUCAUUAAAGGCCUCACCAUUGAAUGGUUUGUAGCGGGGGAUUUCAACCUCCCACCACAAGACAUACUCGAAACCUCGAUUGAGUCCCUCCUGCGCGGGAAAGUGCUAGCUACUAACGAGCCCACCAUCAUGGGUGGCAAUGAAAUCGACUUUGCCAUAGCUAGCCACACCGUCUCAAAUGGGCUUGAAAUCAAAACUGAUUGGGACGUUCCCUUCAGGCCCUUCCGGAGACCUGUUGACGAUGAACAGGCACCGUUCCAAGGACAAUUCACCUCGGUUUAUCCCAGCCUCCUCCUAGAGCCGAGGGCGGAUGACGCCAUUACAGCUGGGUUUGCCGGUUUUACUCAGCGUGUUGAGGCGAGCCUCUAUCCCUCGGACAUCAGAGGCAGGGGUUUCGUCUGGGCUGGUGGGAAGUCCAAAUUCUGGGGUAGACUUAUGGUCUGGCACCGGCAAGGCCUCCGCAUUGGUCUAAGUCCCAAGCUUCAGCAGGUGGUCCAAUCCCACCUUUCCCAACUCCUUCUCAAUUGGGAGGAAUGCGAUGCAUUCAGGUGCCAGACAGCGGUUAACCUCAUCCAAGAGCACUUUGGAAAAGAAGGGCCCAAAGCCAAAGAGGUCAGACAAAUCAUCGAAACACAACGAAAACUUCACCUGAGGAAAGCACAUCAGGAACAAGCCAAAAAGUACGAGGCCUGGCUCCAAGGUGAUGGGAAAAACCAUCUGCGCCACCUUUACCGGGCACUCAAGACUGAGGAAAACACCACUACUCGCCCAUUUGCGAACCUUGCGGUGGAGGUUAAGCCUCACGCCAGAAGGGCAUGGUGGGCUGACAUGUGGGCCCCAAGUGGGUUGAGCGGCACUCAUGGCACCGACCCUCGCUUGGCCCUGCAGAACCAAGCGAGGAAACAAGCAGCCAACCUCUCGCCCAUUUCGGUGGAGGAAUGGAAUUCCCUCCUAAAAAAGGUCCCAAACAAAGCCCCAGGCCCAGAUGGGUGGUGCUAUGAAAUGCUCCGAGCAUUACCUCAUGAAGCCAUUCUUGAAUUGGCUAGCAUGGUGCGCCAAUGGGAAAUCGAAGCCCAGUUUCCCCAGCACUGUGAUAUCACACAGUAUGCCAUGCUCCCCAAAAAUGAAACAUCCGAACGGCCUAUUGGGUUAACCCAUGUCCUCCACAGGGUAUUUUGCAAGGCGAGAUGGCACCUUAUCACAGAGUGGGAGAACAGUUACAACCCUACCUCUCCCUGGAAUCAGGCAAAGGCAGGGAACAGUUCCCUUGACACGGCCCUUCGCCGCCUAAUCAGGGCUGAAACAAACAAAAGAGAGAAGCGUCACACCAUUACACUUCUCCUUGAUCUAACAUCCUUCUAUGAGACUGUCCCACAUUGGCAGCUCCUAGCCCAGGGUGUCCGACACUCCUUUCCCCCGCUUCUACUUGAAAGAGACACUCCUUUCCCCCGCUUCUACUUGAAAGAGCGUUAA